Molecule: messenger RNA, 1641 nt
Organism: Trichoderma citrinoviride
Lineage: Eukaryota; Fungi; Ascomycota; Sordariomycetes; Hypocreales; Hypocreaceae
Product: mitochondrial distribution and morphology protein family 31/32
Exons: 2
Coding region: 1-1641 (546 amino acids)
Biological process (GO): mitochondrion inheritance
Cellular component (GO): mitochondrial inner membrane
Source: RefSeq, a predicted model, not a curated record
AUGUCGAAAUACCUAAACCUCCCAACGCUGCCUCACCGUCCCACAAAAGAAGAGCUGUUGGCGGCUGCCAACGGGUUCUGGGAGCGGUUCAAGGUCCGGUUCAAGUGGGUUUCAAUCAGGAGCAUGCGGCCUUGGAACAUUGACGAAUGGGGUGCUUUCGUGUCUUGGUUCAUGUUGGGUCAUAUCGUCUGGAUUCUGGUGGGCACCACGACUUUCUUUUCCAUCCUCAUCUUCUCCAUCAACACGGUUUUUGCUCAGGAAACGCUCGCGCGGUGGGUUGGAGACUAUCUCACCCAGUCGGCUGGUGUUACCGUCGUCUUCGAGUCGGCCAUCGUUCCCAAGUGGAAGAACGGCGUCAUCGCAUUUCGCAACGUCUUCGUCUCGAGACGGCCUGGGCAGAUUGAAUCAUCCGUCAGCAAGGGCUCCUCCGACGCUGCCGCCGUUGCUGCCGUGGCCGCUGCAGGGCGACAGGUCCCGCAUAAGGACGCUACUCCCGAGGAUGACGGCAACUACACCCAAUUCGACGUGACAAUUGCCAAUGUCAAUGUCACACUCUCCUUUCUCAACUGGUGGAAUGGAAAGGGGCUGCUCAAGGACGUUGAGGUGAAUGGUGUAAGAGGAGUCAUCGACCGCACUUCUGUCCGCUGGCCUCAGGAGCAGGUUGAUCCAUUGUCUUAUCGGCACAAACAUCAGCCGGGCGACUUUGAGAUAGAAUCUUUCAAAUUGGAAGACCUUUUGCUCACUAUUCGCCAGCCCGACGGCUUCCGCCCCUUCUCAGUCAGCAUAUAUUCCUGCGAACUGCCCCGACUGCGAAAGCAAUGGCUUUUCUACGAUUUCCUCUCCGCGAGCCACAUGUCUGGGUCCUUUGAUGGCUCUCUCUUUACGAUCCAUCCGCGACAAGUUCACGGCACAGUCUCCAGUCGAUACCAGGGUGUCAUGAUGGGGCUGGACGAAUCCAAAGGGUGGAAGAAGUUUAACCGGUUGCGAAUCGAUGGCUUGAAGAUUGACCACUUGAACCGUGGAGUGGAAGGGCCAUUUGGCUGGAUUUACGAAGGGAACGUCGACAUUGUUGCUGAUGUCAUGUUUCCAGAGGAUAUGGACGAUAGCAUCACCAAGGUCGUAACGGACUUUUACGACCAGCUCGAGGGCACAGUCAUGGCGCAUCGCUAUCGCUUCUUGCCGAGAGCCCCUGCACCUGAGAGUGUCUCGGAGAGCGAGCGCUCAACGAGCGAAAAGAAGGCCCAGAAACAGGCAAACGAAGCCGAGGAGGACAAACGCCUCGUCAUUGUGGACUUGCGCAUCCACCUCAACGACGUCAAGGCCGCCGUGCCUUUGUUCACCCGCGACCUAUCCUACGUCAACCAGGCUCUCGUUCGCCCCAUUGUGGCCUAUAUCAACGCUAAGAAGACGUACAUUCCCAUCUCGAGCCGCAUCAUCAAGCCCCUCAGCGACUUUGACGGAAGCUGGACCGUCUUUGACUGUGGGCUUCUGGACGAUGCUUCCGCCGAGACGUACGAGGCUUUCGCAAAGGACGUGGAGGAUCAGCAGAGCCGCGUCAGGCGGUUCCGCAAGGUCGGAUUCUGGACGCUGUCUCUGGCCAUCCAUGCCUUGUUCAUGGGCAUGGCCGGAAACGUGGUCUAA